This is a messenger RNA of Solenopsis invicta (red fire ant), 1851 nucleotides long. RefSeq names its product dopamine N-acetyltransferase. The transcript is spliced from 6 exons. Lineage: Eukaryota; Metazoa; Arthropoda; Insecta; Hymenoptera; Formicidae. Gene Ontology annotation, molecular function: N-acetyltransferase activity. Bases 783 to 1433 code for a protein of 216 amino acids. The record is from RefSeq and is a predicted model, not a curated record.
AGAGCACAGUUGGUUGUAAUACGUUACGGGGAUAAAACAUAUACGUCGUGCGCAUCUUCCGGUGAAUUCAUAUGAGAAUAUGGCGGACGUCCGGUCUUCUGGACAAACAGGCUCGCUCGCAGUUUCUCACCUUCUUCUUCUAUCACACGAGACCGCGUUUCGACGCAUAAUUAAGAUUUCCGUCUCGUCGGAUUCUAAGCAAAUCAUUGAAAUAAUUCGAUCCUAAGCCUUUUAAAUUGAAUACAUGUACAUGUAACACAGAGUGUCUCUAAUAAUCUUUGUAAAAAAUUGGUGUCUGUUACUCGAGCAAGUGAACAGCAUGUUUCUCCGAGUAUGCUGUAGUGGUUGCAAAGACAGAACAUUGUAAAUAAUAGAGGAGACUCUAUUCAGAAGUGAUUAAAAUAUUCUUGGACAAGAAUUAGUUUGGCGUAGACCAGAUGCUGUCAGUAUUGGUCACCGAGCAGCGAUGCAACAGGAUAUUUGCGUCGCAUAAAAUGUUAAUGCCUCUUUCAUAGAACGAUAGCACUUUAUCACAUUCGAACAUACGAGCCGCCGAGCCAACUGUAGCAAUUGCAUCGAUAUCUCUAUGACGACCGAUGUGCCAAUAAUAAGUUCGAUGCAAUAACAAACAUUCCAGUUACGAUGGACUGUUAGAAUCGUGCACGACUGCCACUUGGUUCGUGUAUAUCGUCUGUUACGCUCGACGAGUCAUUUUCGGCGAGUCGUCGGUUGAUGCAAACUGCUGCGGAUUGUCCGAUUCGGUUGACGGAUCGAACAACGGUAUGGAUUAUCAUAUCGAAAUAAUUAAUAAGGAUGACAAACUGAGGGUGCUGAAGUUCCUGAGGAGAUUCUUCUUUAGAGAUGAACCGCUCAAUCAGAGCAUCCAAUUAAUUCCGGAGGGUGAGGACAGUACAUGCACAGAACUGGAAGACUAUUGCAGUCACUCCUCGUUCGAAAAUAACUUGAGUCUAAUGGCAGUCUCUACGAGUGGUGCAAUUAUCGGAGUUCUGCUCAAUGGCAAAAUGGCUCCUUUGUCAAACGAAGAACCAGAAUACAUACGAUUGUGUAAAAAUGCGAAAUUUAAGAAGAUAUUAAAAUUAUUGCACCAAUUAGACAAAGGUGUAAUCGUCGGUGGACAAUUUCGGGAUUCCAACGUUUUGGAGAUCAGAAUAGUUUCAGUGGACACAAAUUGGAGAGGAAAAGGUGUCGCAAAAGCUCUUAUAGAAAAGAUAGAAGAAAUCGCAAAGCAGCAAGGAUUUCAUUAUCUCAGGGCAGACUGUACGUCCUUUUUCUCUAGUAAGAUAUGCGAGCGACUUGGCUUCGAGCAGAUAUACAAGCUUAAUUAUAGCGACUAUGUGGAUGAAAAUGAAAAACCAAUCUUUUCACCCGCGUCACCUCACGUAGAGGCUCUCACAUAUGCAAAGAAAUUAUAAGAAUAAAGUUAAAAGAUGAAAUUGAAGAGAAAUAUCUCGAAUGAAUGAGAGGUUGACGUGAAGAAUGACAAAGAAAUAAGAUGUUAUAUUAAAAAUGUAUAGCGAUUUGCAUUACAAAAAGAACAAUAAAUGAAACAUUUUAUAUUACUGUAUAAUACACGUAUAAAUUGUAUAUUAUUAUAUAAGUGUAAUACUAAACCACUGUAAAUAUAGUAACUAUUUCGAAAAAUUCUAUUAGAAGACAGUAUAGAUAUGUCUAUGCAAAUAAUUAUUAUAUUGACGCAAAUGUAUUAUAUAUCGCCAAUAUGUGCGUGUAUAUAAUUUAAAAUUGUAAAUGUAAAGAAUGUAAUUCAUUUUUGUCUAUUUAGUAACAUCCAAAAUUUAUUGUCAAAUAUACGUGAAAUAUUGUGUUAUUUUA